AUUAAACUUCCAUAUUUAUCUACAAUUAAAAAUUAUACUUACAAAUUAUAAACACACAACCAGUGCUUUUAGCAUUUGUCUAGAAGUGUACAACACAAAUAUGAUGGGAAGGAGUGUAGGAUAGAACAGCUCGUUCCAACUUGCUUGCUCGGAACUUGAAAAGUAGUACAACCUAAAACCGUUCAACAGAGGCAGACAAAAGUAAACCAGGCUUCUGCAAAACCACCUUUUUAGUGUUUUCUUUUUUACACAGAGAAAAGGAAAAAAAAAAAAAAAAAGAGGAUUUUACAGAGUAAAAAUUUAAAUCUAUAUUACAUCGUUGGGUUUUCUUUUAUUAAAAUUGUACAGGCCCUUCUUAUCAUGCGCCAGGGUAGAAUUACUGGGUCCCUUAACGUACGCUUCACACUUAACCGCAGGUCUGGUAAAGCGCGGAGGUUCCGAAAACUGGCCUUGGAGGGGCCCCUGCUGUUGCAGCCUCAGAUAACUGAAGACGCUGCUCCGUUUUGCUCUGUUUUUGUUUCUUCUGAUUCGCCCGUACUGACCAGCCGAUUUUGCAUAUUGCUCUACUACUGUACUUCCUCUCUUUUUAUUACUGUUUAGGGGCACGUAUGUCGUAUAAUAGUUUAAGUCUUCAUAGCUAAGGAAGAAAAAAGAAGCUAAUAGAUAGUGGUUGGAGCUUUGGAAUAGUGUCUAGAUAACUGGGUUUUUAUUUUUCUUAUGGGUUUACAGGGGUUUUGUUACUUGAUCUGAGUAUUUGGGUUUUGGGAAAGAGGAUUAGGGUUUUGAUGAAAAAACAAGGUAACCCAUGUCCGAUUCUGUCAUAAUAUCAAUAUAUUCUCGAUCGCUUUCUUGCUGAGUUUGGGUUGAUGAAAAGAAAAGAGUUGAAAAAAGAUAAGAUUUUUUGGAUUUAUUAUAUAUGGUAGAUUUGGGGGAGUUCUUAUUUGGCAUCUCAAUUAUUUAUUAACAUCAAGGGAAACAAAAGAAAAAAAAGAAGAUAGAAUGAAAAGAAACGUAGAGAGAGCUUGCUAGAGAGGGAAAAUCUGUAUCAUUAUUAUUCCUUGUUUGGUGCAUACAAGCUACCAUCUUUAAUUAGCUAGCUAUUCUAUUUUUGUCAUUAUUCGUCACUAAAAAUUCUUUAGGGAGAGAGAGAGAGAGAAAGAGUCCAAAGACAAAAGAAUAACAAGAAGGUAGAGAAAGGGAUAACCAAAUGAAGUACUUUGAAUUUGUUUUUCAUCUUUCAUUUCCUCUUUCUUUCCCUUAAGCUAACGAGUUUCAGAGCAAUAUGACGAAUCGAUGGUGGGCAGGUAAUGUGGCCAUGAGAGGAGUCGAUUCCAUGUCUUCACCUCCAUCGCUUCAGCUAAGAAACACAGAUGAAGAUGCCAACAAACUCGGUCCAAGAAGAGAGCAAGAGUUCAUAAAUGACAACAAUCUUACCAUAACAACAACUCCUCCUACCAAGAACAUCAGCCCCCAAAAGCAGAGUCAUCACCAUCAAAACCUCGAAGACGACGACAGCGGCGACGACCCCAACUCAGCCGGUCACGAAAGCUUCGAGCCAAGUGGAAGUGGAGGAGGAGGAGGAAGCAGCAAUCGCAGGCCACGUGGCAGACCCCCGGGUUCCAAGAACAAGCCUAAGCCUCCGGUAGUGAUCACAAAGGAGAGCCCAAACGCUCUUAGAAGCCACGUUUUGGAAAUCAGUAGCGGAAGUGACAUAGUUGAGAGCAUAGCCACUUUUGCUCAAAGGAGACACCGUGGGGUUUCUGUCUUGAGCGGCAGCGGCAUUGUCACCAACGUCACACUCCGGCAGCCGGCUGCUCCAGGGGGUGUCAUCACGCUGCAAGGGAGGUUCGAGAUUCUAUCCUUAUCCGGGGCAUUCCUGCCUAGCCCUUCUCCACCUGGUGCAACCGGUUUGACCGUUUAUUUGGCUGGCGGGCAGGGGCAGGUGGUUGGUGGGACGGUCACCGGAGCUUUGGUGGCGUCUGGGCCUGUGAUUGUCAUUGGUGCAACCUUUAUGAAUGCUACAUUUGAGCGGUUGCCACUCGAGCAGGAGGAGGAGGCCCCAGCCGCUGCAGGCGGUGGGGAAGGGACACAACUAGUGGAACAACAGCAGCAGCAGCAGCAAGCUGGAGUAAAUCCUGGAAGUAGCAGCAGUAAUCCUAGUACUACUCAGGCUAUGGGUGGUCAUGAUCAUCAUCAGCAGCAGCAACAUCCUUCGGUUCCAAUGUUCAAUUUGCCACCAAAUUUGAUGCCUAAUAAUGGUCAGGUGCCCCAUGACAUGUUCUGGGGUCCUCCUGCUCGGCCACCUCCUCCUUAUUGAUCCCUCGUAUGAGAAUUAGAUAAUAUUAUAUAAGUUAGAGAAGAGUUUUAUGCCGACUUUUUUCCUUUUUUUUUGGUCAUUUUGAAAAAUGUUAUGGUUGAUCGUUUUGAUCUUGUAAGCAGUAGUAGCUAUAGCUAGGUAGAGCUUGUUUUGAUCAUUUUAAGUCUUUUUCAUUUUUCCCCUCGUGAAUGUUAUUUUAUUUUCUAAUUUAGGUUUUAAACUGCAUGUGUUUAAUAAUGUAUCAUCAUUCAUCAA
Messenger RNA from Cannabis sativa, 2572 nucleotides. Its product is annotated as AT-hook motif nuclear-localized protein 15. NCBI's taxonomy places the organism in Eukaryota, Viridiplantae, Streptophyta, Magnoliopsida, Rosales, Cannabaceae. The coding region runs from base 1283 to 2317 and encodes 344 amino acids. Gene Ontology annotation, cellular component: nucleus. The transcript has a single exon. Gene Ontology annotation, molecular function: minor groove of adenine-thymine-rich DNA binding; DNA-binding transcription factor activity. The record is from RefSeq and is a predicted model, not a curated record.